GUAGGCUACGCGGCUGAUACCCGUUAGAGUUACGACGAAGAGACUUUAGAAGAAAUAAGGCCCGCAGGAGAGGUGGGUUCCAGGCAACAAUGACGCCCAGUUGGACGCGACGGCUCGACACUCUUCGCAUGCACAAACUUGUGCUGUUUAGCAAUAUUAUUACGCUUGUAAAUAAAUAUGUAUCGAGGUGUUUCACGGUCAAUUGAUGGAUUUUAAUUGUGAAACUUCUCAUCGUAUUAUCGCUCGUUCGGAUAUUCUUCAACGUAAAAAGCGUUCGGUGGUUUUACGUUUUGUGUUUGAUAUUUUUCGAGAAUUUAUGACUAGAUACAAUUCUUGAACUUUGGUGUGUGAAAAAAAACUUGAAUCUCAGUAAUAAUAAUAAUAAUAAUAAUUUUGUGAUACAAUGUGAUGUGAAUGGUUUUUUGAUUCUGCGGUAUUUGCGUGAAAAAAAAAAUGUGCGAGUGUAGCGACGAAUGUGCCGAAGACGUGGAAAGAUGAUGUCUUAUGAGCGUUUUGUUAGGUUUGUAAAAAUCGUUUUUUGCUUAAAUCGAUCCGGUCGGAAGUUCUAGAAGGAAGAAAAUUUUGGACGAGAUUCAAGCCCUGCGCGCCUGAAAUGACUACCCUCGGUCUCUCCAAAGUCUUCAUAUUGGACAAGUAUUUCACGGAGCUGCAGAAGUUUUGGGAGACCGAGAAGAAGCUACAAGAUGCUUCCUCAUCGAACGAAGCGGUGCACCUACAGCAGCGCUUGCGGAGCCUCAGCACGGAACUAGUGACCCUGAGGAACCGGCUGCACGUAAGCCAGCCAGCGAGUGCGUCAGGGCCGGCGGGCGGCACCUCCGGGCCCUUGUCGAAGAGUCCGGAAAAGAGUGGCGCGCCUACCUCGCCCGCGCCGGCGGUACCUCCGAGGACCACCCUGCCUCCUGGUGGCGCGGUACCGCACGGGAUCGGUCAUCCGUCGGGUCAUACAUUGACGGCUUCCGCGAUUGUUCAUCCACACGUCAAUCACGCCAACGCGAACACACUCAACCAUAACUCAACCGCAACAAAUAAUUUAAUAUCCGAUUUGGAUCCUUCGAAGCGGCACAACGGCGUGUCCGAUGACGGUAUAGUGUCCUGCGUGACAGCGCUGGGAUGUCUCCGAUCGCCUCCUAUAUCUAGUAUCAUUGCUGACGUGAAAAAUGCGAGGAGCAAUCAGAAUCAGCAUCGAUGUCUUCCGAAAGUCAGCGCGCCUUCGCCCGGCCCUGCAACUUCCACGGCCUUCGACGACCUCAUUCAUCUACCCGGGCCUCUCACAGAAGACGCGGUGCUCAAGUGUCUUCAGGCUCGUUUCUGCGCGAAGCAAUAUCACACGAACGUGGGUCCGAUAUUGGUUUGUGUAAAUCCUUAUACGGACGUCGGAAAUCCGUUAACACUAACGAGUACCAGAUCGGUACCGCUGGCGCCUCAACUGAACAAGGUCGUCCAGGAAGCUGUAAGGCAGCAAUCGGAAACCGGAUAUCCACAAGCAAUUAUUCUUUCUGGAACAAGCGGUUCUGGAAAAACGUACGCUUCGAUGCUGUUACUUAGACAACUCUUCGACGUAGCCGGUGGCGGACCGGAAACAGACGCUUUCAAACACCUAGCGGCAGCUUUCACAGUUCUCAGAUCCUUGGGCUCAGCGAAAACUGCCACAAACUCGGAAAGCUCAAGGAUAGGUCAUUUUAUCGAAGUUCAGGUAACAGAUGGUGCUCUGUACAGAACAAAAAUUCAUUGUUACUUCUUAGACCAGACUAGAGUGAUACGACCGUUGCCGGAUGAAAAAAACUAUCAUAUAUUUUAUCAAAUGUUAGCCGGACUGUCUCACGAUGAACGAGUCAAAUUAAAUUUGGAGGGAUACAAUCUCAAAAACUUGAGAUAUCUCCAACACGGAGAUACGCGACAAGACGAAGCCGAAGAUGCCAUACGAUUUCAAGCCUGGAAAGCUUGUUUAGGCGUUCUGGGAAUUCCGUUUUUGGACGUCGUGAGGGUGCUGGCAGCGGUGCUCAUCCUCGGAAAUAUCGGCUUCACAGACAGUCCCGGUUCUGGUGUGGAAGUAGGCGUGAUUGGUGAAAACGAGUUAUCCUCCGUAGCUGCACUCCUGGGAGUCUCCCCGCCAGCCUUGUUACGAGGACUCACCUCGAGGACUCGCAACGCGCGCGGCCAGGUCGUUAAAUCCGUCUGCGACGCCAACAUGUCUAACAUGACCAGGGAUUCAUUGGCGAAAGCACUUUAUUGCCGUACCGUAGCCACGAUAGUGCGACGAGCAAACAGCUUGAAGAGACUUGGCUCGACUCUCGGUACUCUUUCGUCGGAUUCAAACGAAUCGGUUCACAAUCAAGCAGAAGUCACCAGCCAACACGCCUCCACUGUCGGUAGUUCAGCAGGAGGAACAGGAUCCAGGAGCAUGACUGCCCUGAAUAAUGCCGUGCGGCAUGCCACGGACGGUUUCAUCGGUAUCCUGGACAUGUUCGGUUUCGAGGACCCUAAGCCCAGCCAGCUGGAGCACCUCUGCAUCAAUCUCUGCGCCGAGACGAUGCAGCACUUCUACAACACUCACAUAUUCAAAAGCUCCAUCGAGAGUUGCCGCGACGAAGGCAUCCGAUGCGACGUUGAAGUCGACUAUGUCGACAACGUGCCAUGCAUUGAUCUCAUUUCUUCUUUGCGCACCGGAUUGCUAAGCAUGUUAGAUGUAGAAGGUUCUAUACCCGGGACCGCAGAAAGUUAUGUCACCAAAGUGAAGGUGCAGCACAAGCAGAAUCCUCGACUAUUCGAGCCAAGAACCGUCGACUGCAGGUCCUUCGGUAUUCAGCACUUCGCGGGAAGAGUCAUUUAUGACGCCUCGGAUUUUCUGGACACGAACAAAGACGUUGUUCCCGACGAUCUGGUCGCGGUUUUCUACAAGCACACCUGCGGCUUCGGCUUCGCCACGCAUUUGUUCGGAAGCGAAUUGAAAGCGCUCUACACGAACGAAACCGUGCCGAGAGGUGUCAGUUUUCGAAUAUCGCCGACUUCUCACACCGAUCUUUUGAACGGAGACGAACCAAUAUCGACGUUGACGCAGGACUUUCAUACGAGAUUAGAUAAUUUGCUGAGGACUUUGGUUCAUGCCAGACCACACUUUGUCAGAUGCAUUCGAAGCAACAGCACCGAAACGCCAAUGCAUCUCGAUAGAGGAGUUACUAUGCGUCAAAUACGCUCGCUGCAGGUUCUGGAGACGGUAAAUCUAAUGGCCGGAGGUUAUCCGCAUAGGAUGCGAUUUAAAGCCUUCAACGCGAGAUAUAGGUUGAUCGCGCCCUUCAAGCAAUUGCAUCGCGCCGAGGAGCUGGCUGUCGAAGACACGAAAUUGAUUUUGCAGAACGCGCACCAGCUGAAGAGUAAAUUUGGCGCCAGCACUAGCUGGGCUCUCGGUAAACGGCACAUUUUUCUCAGCGAAGGUAUCAGACAACAGCUUGAGAACUUGCGAGCGGAAACACGACGUAGAGCCGCAACAAUAAUACAGGCUACGUGGAGGGGAUGGCGGGUACGGAAGAGAUGGCCUGUGAGAAGGACAACCCUAGGAGUAACGUCCGGCAUAGGACAGAAGAAACCUCAACAACCACCUACCGGAACCAAUACUGGAACCGUCCAGAGGAAUGUCACCGCUGGCGCGGGAACUGGUACUGGCACUCGUCCAAGACCACAACCGAUCGCUGGCACACCCCCGCCCGAUCCUUCGGAGAAAUGCGCCGACCAGAAGAUGAUCCAGCAAACUUGUACACUUUUCGGAUUAGAUUUGGAGCGGCCACCGCCUGUCCCACCUAGCAGAUCCUACACCGUGACCGGAAACACAAAGCUUGGUUACCCGCAAACCAGGAUUAUGAAAAUGCCUUUCCCAGAAGAGGGCGAAGGCGAGAUGGUCUUGUUAAAAGGAGAGACGGUUUUGGUCGUGGGUGCGUCUCCCAGACGAGGUCAUCUACUCGUAGAACACAAUAAUACUACGUUACAUGUGCCGUAUCAAUUUUUGGAAUUGAAACCUUGUAACAUUAAUGUUUAACGAUAUCGCGCUAGUUUAUUCGAUUAUUCCAUUAUGUAAGAAAAAAAAACUAUAAUUUUGUUUUUUUUUUAUUUUGUUUUAAAAAGUUUAUAUUUAAAACUAACGUAUAAAAUUUAAUUCGAAGAGUCUUUCAUAAAACUUAAGAAAACCGAGCGUCGGAAGACGAUAAAUCGAAAGUGAAAUGAAAAAAAGUACAUGAAAAAUAGUUAAGUAAUAAUUUUCGGUUUUUCGGUCACGCGCGCGCGCGUGAAGUAUUUCGAAUUUAACGAUAAACGUUAUACUCUUUCCGCGAGGGGUCUCGAUCACCUCUGUGUGUCGUCUAUCGUCUGCCAAUUAAUUGCCAUAAGACCCGUCUCGGGAGUAGCGCCGACAAAAGUUAGGGUAGGGUGAUUAGUAUUAAGAGAGCGCCGGCGGCAUCACUCGCGGUGAAGUCUCAGCUCUAAAGGACAAUGAACUUCGUCCUCUAAUUAAUUACACCUCCCGUUAAACGAGCUUAACGCGGAAGUCACCGCGGCCGUGCUUAUCGCUCAUUUCAGACACGGCAUACUGACUUACCUUAAGCUUACGUUUCGUCUUCCAUGUAGAUAAGGUCCUCGCAAAGAAGUCCUCCACUUGCUUGAGAUAAGAAAAAUGCGAGUCGAAAAAAAAACGCGAACAACAAUAAAUUGGAGUGAAAAAGCAGCAAAAAAAAAAACAAACCAGGUCAGCAAUCGAGUAAAAAACACAGCUUGUUGAUAGAUACAAUAUCGAGUCAUUCGUCACUCAAAUAAUUGACUUUGCGUUUUGUAAAAAACAAUAAUUGUUCUUUAAGAAUCACUUAAAAAAAAAAAAAAAAAAACAUUGCGUUACUUUCACCAAAUGUUCACAAACAUAAUUAUAAACUUAUUUAUAAAAGUACAUAUAUAUUUUUGCAAAUAUAAUGAAUAUUCAAACGUUUCUCUCAAGCGGGAUUAUACACACGCGCAUCUAUGCGUAUUUUAUAUAUCACAUAUGUAUAUAUGUUCUAUUAUAUAUACACACAUGAUAUAGAACAUAAUAGAGAACAUGAAACUAUGGAUAAUUCUUACCAACAGUAUUUGCUUGUUUACUCUGAAUUCUUAGUGCCAAUUAGAGAGAAUUAUUGCCGCGCAAUAUGAUAAUAUAUCUGUAUCAUAAGAUUCGUACUAGUUCACGAGUAUAUAUAUAUAUAUACAUAUAUAUACGAUAGAAACAUAGUGUGUCAUAUGGUAUUUGGAUGUUAUCGUUAGAAGACUUCGCGCUUUGUAGAUAUAUAUAUCCAUAAAUUCUCGAACUCUCGAUUCGACAGAAAUCGAAGUCAGGAGAAGAAGACUAAAUUAGGAUAUACAAAUACACAUACAAAUAUUUAAUCGAUUUUAAUCAAGAGAAUAAUAUCUUAAUAUUCAGUUCUUGUCGCAAGAAUACGAAGAAAAAAACUGUAUAUACGUAAAAAGUUUGAAACUCACACCAAAAGAGUGAGAUUUCGGAACAUUUAUAAUGCAUAUGUAUACAUACAUACACACACAUGUAUGAAUAAUUUUGUAUAAGCGUCGUGAGAAAUACAAAUUAU
Molecule: messenger RNA, 5618 nt
Organism: Pseudomyrmex gracilis
Lineage: Eukaryota; Metazoa; Arthropoda; Insecta; Hymenoptera; Formicidae
Gene: dachs
Product: unconventional myosin-IXb
Exons: 17
Coding region: 614-4051 (1145 amino acids)
Biological process (GO): vesicle transport along actin filament; actin filament organization
Cellular component (GO): myosin complex; actin cytoskeleton; cytoplasm
Molecular function (GO): cytoskeletal motor activity; ATP binding; actin filament binding
Source: RefSeq, a predicted model, not a curated record